UCUCCUACAAAAAGGAGAUGGCAUAAUUUCGGCAGCAAUAAGUACUUAGUCACAGGUUCAGUUAAGGUCCUCGAAAGAGAGAGAAGCCAUUGAGAAGCAGCCGCAGAGCAUCAUUGUAUUAUUUGUCUAGCAAAAAUGAGAAUUAAACAUUUUAAAUUAGUACAAAAUAUUUAGCAAUUUACCAACACGCGAUACACCAUGUUCACUAAUGGGAAGCGCGUGACAUACACUAAAACUACGGAUAUACUCGUAUAUAUAUAUCUAUUUUUUUUCGUUGAAACGCCUCAUUAAUUCAUUAGAGGAAUCUAGGUACAAUGAUAUCACCAUAUGGCGUUCACUUAAAACGGUGUUAAUCGUUUCCAAGUGACACAAAAGAGCACAUGUCAUGUGAAUUUUUAACUCAGUGUAUUGUUAUUUUAUUUUUCUAUUUUCAAGUACAAAAUGAACAUAUUUAUAAUAUGGAUUACCACGAUAUUUUGUGUUAUGGCUGAAUUUGUGCGGGAAGAAAUUAAUCCUUAUAUCGAAGCACAAAAGAAUAAUAAGCAGUGGCAAAGCGUUCACGGCUACGUGCAAGUCCGUCCAGGGGCCCAUGCCUUCUACUGGUUCUUCUAUGCAGAAGGGACAAUUGUUGAUGCUAGAAGCAAACCAAUUAUAAUAUGGAUACAAGGAGGUCCAGGCUUUGCAGCUAGUGGCAUCGGGAACUUUGCCGAAUUAGGCCCUUUAACCAUGGAUAUGCAACCCCGAAACCACACUUGGGUAAAAAAGAGAAACGUGUUAUUUAUCGAUCAUCCUGUUGGCUCUGGAUUUAGCUAUGUCACUGAUAAUACGUUAUAUGCAAAAACUGAUCGAGAAGUAGCUAUGGAUCUUUCAAAAGUUAUAAAAGUUUUCUUUAGAAGACACAAAACCUUUCGGAAGGCACCAACGUAUUUGUUUAGUCAAAGUUACGGCGGGAAAAUCUGCCCAAGAUUGGCAUUUUACUUACACACGGCAAUCGAGAAAAAGAGCUUAAAAAUGAAUUUUAAGGGAAUCGGCAUUGGCAGCGGUUGGGUAGAUCCAAAAGAAAGCAUAUCAGUGCAACCUGACAUGCUGUAUCUCUCGGGGGCGAUUGAUCGAAAUUUAUAUUUGACGUCAUCAAGACUAGCUAAGAAGCUCGUUCGGUCUAUAGAAACAAAUGAUUCUGCAGCGGAUCAUUUAGACGAGGUUCUCUUUAGUACUUUUAACAAUCAGGGAGAAAUUAAUUUUAAUAACGUCUAUGCUCCUAGCCCUUACCCGGCGUUAGAAGAACUAGAACAGAAAAUGAACAAAUAUGUGAAACCGACUUUAACUGGAGUUAAUCAAACUAGGAAUUGGUCGUUUCUAUCGCUGAAAGCUUAUCAUAAUUUGAAGCAAAGCUUUUUAGUGCCUUCGGUUUCUUUCUUGGAAUCCAUUUUAGAUCGCACGAAGUUGAAGGUCGCGAUUUAUAACGGAAACUUAGAUGUUGUCACACCUUUGGGCGGAGCAGUCAACUGGGUGCAUAAGUUAAAUUGGCACGGCGCUGGAGAAUUCGCUUUAGCCAAGAGGCAUCCGAUACGUGGACGAGGAAAUGGGUAUUAUAAGGAGGCGAGGCGGUUGAGUUUUUGGUGGGUCUUUGGAUCUGGACAUUGGGUACCUGAAGAAAAUCCUGAGGCAAUGGAACAGAUACUGGAUUACGUCAUAGAAGAUACGAAAAAUACGAUGAAUCGAGAAAAACCAACACAAAAUAACAUUUAACAUAUGAAAACAGUGAAAUUAUUUAUAAGUUUACCGAAUAAGUUUUUAUAAACUCCUCGGUAGGAUAGCACUUCCAAUUUUACCAAAGAUUUAAUAUAAAAUGUGUAUUUGUAAUUGUCAUGUAAUUGGCUCUUUGUAAUGCGAAACUUUUUUAAUAUCUGUUCAUUGCUUCUUAGAAGAUAUUCUGAGAGUAAUAAACAGGAACAGUGUAAUCAGCAGAUAGUAAUAUCUCAUAAUGAGAAGGAACAUUUUGAAAAGGUUUUCAAAUAAUUGUCCGUGUUGCUUAGAUAUAUAACUGCUUACAUGAGCCCAACUGAAACUUGAAGUUAACUUAAGCUUGACAGCGCACGGCGUAGAGAUGCUCUUUCAGACAACUGCAAAAUUUGGGUGGGUGGUAAGGCUCGACUAAGUCUCCAUUGAAAGAUAUUUUGUACCUUAUUCAAUAGAACGACUCUCGCACUAAGAAAUUGUAUCCUUGUGGCACGAAAGGUUUCACAAGAAUUCAAAUCACACGCACAAAGACCCAGACUCAAGACAAGCAUUCGUGGAUCACGCAAACGCUUGUUCUACGCGGGGAUCGAACCCGCGACACGUCGGGCGCAAAGGAUUUGAUGUGGUGACGUACAAUCGUACCUUACUAGCGUGAAACGUAAUAUUUUGUGUAAAAGUAUGAAUAAUGCAAUAAAUAAUAUAAGAAUUAAAUUCUUUUAUAAUUAGUACAAUUUAGAUAUAAAAGGAAACCUGUACUUAUUUUUAAACGAAAUAAAAAGCCAUCGUCCAUA
Molecule: messenger RNA, 2531 nt
Organism: Trichoplusia ni (cabbage looper)
Lineage: Eukaryota; Metazoa; Arthropoda; Insecta; Lepidoptera; Noctuidae
Product: serine carboxypeptidase-like 51
Exons: 9
Coding region: 442-1749 (435 amino acids)
Biological process (GO): proteolysis
Molecular function (GO): serine-type carboxypeptidase activity
Source: RefSeq, a predicted model, not a curated record